Messenger RNA from Sinocyclocheilus anshuiensis, 1008 nucleotides. RefSeq names its product splicing factor 1-like. NCBI's taxonomy places the organism in Eukaryota, Metazoa, Chordata, Actinopteri, Cypriniformes, Cyprinidae. The coding region runs from base 23 to 346 and encodes 107 amino acids. The record is from RefSeq and is a predicted model, not a curated record. The transcript has 2 exons.
UCCUUCCCUUGUCUGGUGGGGUAUGAUGCCCCCGCCUCCACCUCCCCCCAACAACCAACCACCACCUCCACCCUCAGGACCUCUGCCACCAUGGCAACAGCAGGCCCCUCCCCCACCACCCACCAGCAGCAUGGCAACCAGCACUCCACUGCCAUGGCAACAGAAUACAACCACCACAUCCACCCCUGCCACUGGAAACCUGCCACCCUGGCAACAGCCGCAGAUGUACGCACCUCCUCCCCCACCCCCACCCAUGGACCCUAACUUUGUGACCAUGAUGGGGAUUCCCGGUAUGCCACCUUACGGGAUGCCCCCUGCACCUCCACCGCCUCCGCCCCAGAGUUAAAGGCUCUAUUUAGUCUCUAUGGGCCUGUGACCAUGCAGUGAUGCCUAAAAUAUACAUCACAGAACUGUACCUAGUUCUGUUCAUUUCACAGCUUGAUGUGAUUAGUUGCUAAAGGUUUAUUUUUUUGAUGGCCUCGGUUCAGAUUUGUUUCCCAUGCUUGGACACAGAAAUCGAGCUAGUGAGAGGGACAGACGGUGUGGUUAAUUUUGUAAAUUUGCUUCAAUUGUUAAUGAUUUUUAACUAGUAUUUCUUCUGUUGGUUGAGUAUUUGUUGAACAUGUUGAUGUGCAGGGAAUGUGUGUUUGUUUUUGUUUCUGCCAGCCUGCUUUCAUGUUUUCUUUUUGAACCCUCUCCAGUUAGUAAAAAUGACAUCUGCUUAAGAUUCAGUUAGCAACAUUCCAACAGGUGUAUAAACAACCAUUUACACUCUUAACCAACUGUGCAUUUGUUGCUGCAUAGUACAAGGCAUUUAUGUCUUCAAGAUGUUGUAGAUGAUUGGCUUACUCUAUUAGGUGGUCCGUAUAAUUUUUGUUCUCACCUUGUAUCCCAUCCCUUGCUAAAUUGUUUUUAUUUAAAAGAACUUUUCAUUAAUUGCCUUCCAAAUGUAUUUCAAUAUUUUUGUAAUGAAGCAUUCAACUAAAUAAAAGUUGGCAUGGUGUUGAA